Molecule: messenger RNA, 3755 nt
Organism: Rhopalosiphum maidis (corn leaf aphid)
Lineage: Eukaryota; Metazoa; Arthropoda; Insecta; Hemiptera; Aphididae
Exons: 7
Coding region: 432-2720 (762 amino acids)
Source: RefSeq, a predicted model, not a curated record
GGUGGCCAGUCGCCAGAAGUCUCUAAUCACUGUUGUAGUCGGUAUUCUGUUGUUGCAUUGCCGCCAUUGAUAUUCGAUGUUUAUCUGUUUCGCCUUUGCCGUCCAUUCUCAAGUAUCUGUCUAGUGUACCCCGCGCAGAAUAAACACACAAAAACACGUUCCAGAAGCUGCUGUAUUUCGUCUGCGGAUUUUUACCAAAUGGGCAACCAUCGUUCCUUUUAGCACUAUUAGCAGUCGUUCUGAGUCCCUACCCGAAGUUCCAUAGAACAGAAGGUCAAACAAGGUCUGUGAAAAAUUCGUCUCAUGGUCUCAACACGAUUACAAUUUACAUUUUAUGAUGUACUUAGUGAAGAGAAUAACUGAUUUGGAAAAGAAGAGUUUUAUAUAAAUACAAAUAUAAGAAAAUUAUAGGAAAUAAUAACUAAAUAAACAUGAAGUCAGCUGAAUCAAUGAGAACAAUGUUGUAUUCUUUUAUUAAUUAUGAACCAUAUGUCUCCUUAGAAAAAAUUACGAUUCCUUUAUGGUUGGAAAAUAAACUGAAAUAUGAAAAUAUUACAAAUAGAGUACCUAAACAUGUGAAAUUAAAAACUGAAGAAACAGAGGAACUUACAAGUGGAGAACCUAGUCGUAAAAAAAUUAAAACUGAAGAUACAGAGUUUGAAAUUCCAAAGUUAAUACUGUCAAAGGAUGGCAAUACAUUUAAAUCAAAACUUAAAUAUUCAAAAUUACAGCUAUUACAAAAUUCUAAUUUAAAAUCACUACCUGAACCAUUGAAUACAAACAAUGAAGCCAAACCUUUAAACGAUGAAAAACUAAUAAUAAUGAACCACAAAAAGGAAGAGACCACAGAAAUCAAGAAAUCAGUAACACAUAAUAGCUUAUUAUUUGGUAAAAUCAAAGUACGCAAUGUACAUACAAUAAAUGCCAAUUUUUCUGAAAUUGGUAGUAACAUUGAGUAUUUUGGUAAGGAAAAAUUAGAUGUUUCCCAAACUAAUGCACCUUUUGUUUUUCCAUCACUAGGAACCAAGAAAUUAACAUUGCUAUGUUUUGAACAAUUACAUAAAAAAUACUUCAAUAAAACUGUACAAGAUACUUUGGUUAUUAAUAACAACAUAUUAUUUAUGAACAUGCUGACAAAUAUGCAUUGUAUAUCACGAGUAAAUUGGAUAUUAAGUUGGAAAGACAAACAUGUUAUGGCUCAGAAAGUUCAUCAACUGACAGUCCUGUACAUUAAUUAUUUUGAAAAACUCGAUAAAAUGUUACAAACAAAUUUUAUUGAUUUAAUAUCAAUUUUUGAAGAUUCUGACUAUGAACACGGAUUUUUAAUGAUUAUUUUAAGCUUAUUCAUUGGUCUUAAAAUGUUCGGUAGUAAUAUAUUUCAGAAAAGUAAUGUUUUACUGACAAAACUUAAAAAAUUACAGUGGGAAGUUAUUAAAGAUAAAAAUGUUGAUCAUAAUAAAAUUCAAACAACUUUGGAAUCAGAUACAUUUUGCUCGUGUUAUUAUAAAAUAUCAGAAUUAAUAGGAGAAGGCUCUCAUACAGAUCCCAAUAUAAUUGAAUGUUGGAAGUUAUUGUUUAUACCGGCUGUACUUAAAUUUACUUAUUUUCAUUCAGUAGCUGAUGCAAUUAUCAAUGCUACAGAUAUUGAUAAAUUAGAAGGUUUAUUAGAAGAGGCAUCAAAUAGAGUACGUCAACAUCCUUCUUCAUCAAAUGAAACUGAAAUCGAAAAUUUAAUUGCAUUGGUGAAUAAUUCUGCUCAUAAAAAUAUCAAUAGCAAUCAUGAAAUAACCCAACCAAGUACCAGUAAAUUAACUACAGUUGAAAAUUCUGGAUCUGUGUCAAUUCUAAAUGUAAAUACUCCACAUGUUGUUCAUAAAAGAUCUUUAAGAAUCAAAGAAUCAACUACAACAAUGCCAAAUCACAAGUCAAAAGCUUGUGGUAUCAAAAAUACUUCAACUACAGUUCCUGAAAAUAUUGAAAAUUCUAAAGACUGGUUCAAAAAUCCAUUUCCUAUUCAAAAUCAAAAUAAAAUAACUUCAAAAUCUCAAGAUUUGAAAACGCAGUACGAAGAUUAUUCUAAUACACAUUUAACAAGCAUACCUUCGUUAUCAAUUGCUGACCGUGUGAAAUUACGUAAAACAAGAAAUACUUUAACCGCUGUGUCUACAACAUCUAAAGACUUGGGCAAAAAACUUGGAUCAAUUAAAAACGAAUACAUAUACACUCCUAUUGUUCAUACAAGAAUUUCAAGAUCCUCAAAAUUGAAUACAAAUUGUAAUAAUCCUCCAAAAAAACGUUUAAAAAAAAUACAUGUACCUAACACGGUUAAAGUUCAUGAUUCUAAAAAUAUUUCAACUACAGUACCUUUAAAACCUAAUGACUCGUUGAAAAUACCCUUUUCAAUUAAAAAUGAAAAUUCAUCUAUUCCACAUGUAUUCUAUACAGAAGAAAAUGGACUUUAUAAGAACUCUUCAACUUUUACAAAUAUAGCUACAACAUCAAUACUAAAACAUGAAAAAGUUGGUCAAGUUAAAAAUUGCUCUACUAAAUUUUCAACAAAUAUUUGUUUAAAUAAAACAGUAGAUUCUACUAUUAAAACAGUUAACGUACAGCAUGGAUUAAAUGGAAACCAAAUGAUCAAAAUGCCAAAAGAGCCAUCUGUUAAAAUUAUAUCCAAGACAACGAGCAGCCACAAUAACGGGUUCAAUAAUGCCAAGUAACUAUUGUAGAAAAUCCAGAAAUAAUUAUAAUUUUUACUCGAAGAUCAUCUAUCAGGUUUAUUACUUUAAAUAUUAAUUUUAAAUUGUAUGUACAUUUUGUUUUUUGUUAGAAGUUAAAUUGUUAUAAAACUAACAAACAAUAGAUGGUUGUAAUUUGUAAAGUAGAUUUAUUGUUCAGAUAGCUAUGGUUCCGUAUGCAGUGUAUCUGUGAACUUAAGAUAAGGUCAAUCAAAUUUAAAAUAAUUGAAACCAAUUUGAUUCAAAAAUAACUUAUAAAUUGAAUAGUUUUUAAUAAUACAAUAAUAUUUUAAAUAUCACUAUGGGGUGCCUGUAAAGAUUAGAUGUAAAAAUCUAAUAUAUAGGUUAGGUUAGGUUAUACAUAAAAAAAUAUAUAAACUGUCAGACUUAUAAUUAUUGUAAUUAUCAGUAAACAGUAGGAAACUAUUAAUUUUUAAAUAAUCGACUGUUACUCUUCCAGUUUUACAUCAAACUGUAAUUCUAGUUAAGCACAUUUAUAACAUUUAAAGAAAAGAGAAAUCCAUAUCUUUAUAGUGUAUAAGUCUAAUUUUUUCGUAAAAGUUAUAUCGUAAAAAAUCUAAUAUUACUAUUAUUAUUUACAACCUUCUCAGUUGUUUUUCGAAUGAAAGUGUUUCUAUAAUAUGAUCUGGUUAUCAUGCAACAAUUUGUUCAUUGUUAUGCACUCGAAUAGGAUGUCUUAUAAACAUAGGCGUACAUUUGUAUAGCCCUCUUCCCCUUUAUAUUUUUUAAAACUUUUCAAAAAAUUUCAGGUUUUUAAUUAGAGAAAAUUUUAAAAUGUACUACAUAAUUUCUAAACAAGAUAUCCGAUGUGUAUGUGUUACGUAAACAUUUAAAGUUCAUGCAUGAAUUUUCUUUUAUAAAUUUAUAAUAAAAAAUUAGAAUGAUUGAGCUAUGUUAAUAUUUUAUUAUUUUAUAACGAAAAAGAUAACAUGUUAUGUAUUCACCAUGACAAAAUAGAUUUCUAGAAAUGAUCUAUGCGACGUACGAUGUAUUUAG